AUGUCAAUUAGUAAUAGACCAUAUGAAUUUAAAUGUGUUAAUGAAAAGAUUUGUUCAACUGAUCCAGUUUAUAGAUAUUUCAUGAAAUCAUUACUUCCAUCUCAAAAACAACCAAAUGGAAGAUAUUUUGAUAUUUGUAUGAUUCGAGUUAAUUCUCUUGAUAAUUCACAUAUUGAUUUAUGUUAUCAUGCUCUUCCAACUCAAGUUAUUGCAUUAUAUUAUACUCCAAUUGAUUCACAAUUACAAAAAUUAAAACCAAAUGAAGAUUAUUGUGGAUAUUAUUUCUUCCCUUAUGAUAUCGUUGAACAACAUCAAUCCUAUUUUGGUGGGUUUAAUUGCAUUUAUUAUGAUAUUGAUUGGGAUGAUUCUAGUUAUCUUAAAAAUAUGGUUGAUGGUUUUGAUUAUCAAUACGUUAAUAAAUCAACUGGAAAACAAAACUUUGAUGAAGUACAUUUUGUUGCCUCAGCACCAUUUAUUAAUCAACGCUAUUAA
Messenger RNA from Entamoeba dispar SAW760, 492 nucleotides. RefSeq lists its product as uncharacterized. The record is from RefSeq and is a predicted model, not a curated record. NCBI's taxonomy places the organism in Eukaryota, Evosea, Mastigamoebida, Endamoebidae. The transcript has a single exon. Bases 1 to 492 code for a protein of 163 amino acids.